GAAGAAGACGAAGAACAAGGUCAUGACUGUGGAAAGCACAAGUAAGAGAACGCGAAAAAUCUGCAAGAAGACGAGUGCUGUGCCGACCAGCGUCGUCCUUAUUCUCUUUCUCAGCGGUGGAGGGUACGCCGAGGAACUUGGCCCUUUCAUCCGGAACUACGAGUUGCUGUCAUAUGAAACCCAGCAACCGAGCAACGACAGCGUCCGAAGGUUCAAGCGUGCUGCAGACGAGUGGUCCGGCGCUGCGCGUGUUCGUUUCAAGGCCCUUGGAAGAGAGUUUCGCCUCCUACUGCACCCGGAUCUAUCCUCGUUUUCCGACGACUUUGUCAUGACCACGGCGACAGGCGCCGUGGACGUCGACCUUUCGCACAUCGUCUCCGGUCACGUGGAAGGCGAUCCGGGCAGUAGAGUGCUUGGUUCUGUCGUCGACGGCGUAUUCCAUGGACGCAUCAGCAUAGGGAACGGGAGCGUCUUCUACGCCGAGCCGGCAUGGAUGUACCCACUGCUUCAGAACAAGGGACACACCGUAUUCUACUCUGCCAAAGACGUACGCUGGCCGUCACAGCUCGGACCGCAUGGUGGAUGUGGCCUUGACAAGCUGCAAGCGUAUCCGCACAAGCAGAACGCCACACUGGGAGCUCGCAGCGGUUCCCCGCACUUCGAGCAACCUCCGCUGAAGACACUGGCUUAUCCAUGGCGCCGCCCCUUUCAACAUGGCAGGAAGCGGCGCGUUCGGCGUUCGCCCGACUACGCCGAUCCGCCGCCUGGCGGUAGGCGCAAGCCAGAAUCGCGCUCUGGCCGUCGCACAAGUUCACGCAAGGACCCCACUCGGCGUGUGUGCCACAUGCAGAUCGUCGUGGAUCACAUGCUAUACGACUUCUUCGCCAAAGAUACGGACGACAAGGUGGCCCACGAGCGCAUCACUUCUAUGGUUGGCACGCACAUGGCGUCCGCGAAUAUCAUCUACUCCGCCACCGACUUCCAAGGCAUCGUCGGCAUGCGAUUUGUGAUACAAGACCUCAGGGUCAACGACACCAGCGCCUGCGAAGGUGGGGAAGCGGCGAACAACCCGUUCUGCCGCAAUGAUUUGGACGCCAACCUUAUGCUCCAGCUGUUCGCUUUGGAGGAGCGCAACGACUUUUGCCUUUCGUACGCCUGGACCAACCGCGACUUGGGCGAAGGAACUCUGGGACUGGCAUAUCUGGCCUACGCUAGUGACAAGCUCGGAGGUGCGUGCGAGAAAUUCCGGUCAGUGAACACUCGGGAGGGCAUCCAGCGCAUGGCGCUAAACACGGGCGUCAUAACGUUGUACCUGCACGGCGGACCGGUUGCCCUGGCUGUCAGUGAAGUCACAGUGGCCCACGAGAUUGGCCACAGCUUAGGAGCCUUGCAUGACGAGACACCCGAGUGUGCCCCAGGUGGCUCCUAUGGCAACUACAUCAUGUUCGCCCGGGCGACGACGGGUCUUCAGCCGUUCAACCGGAAAUUUUCCCCCUGCAGCUUACGCAGCAUUAGCGCCGUCCUCUACGCCAUCAUCAACGGCCUCUACGAUAAGGAGAACUGCUUUCUGUCUCACCAGGAGUCCUUCUGCGGCAACAACGUGCGCGAGGAAAACGAAGACUGUGACUGUGGGUACCACGAGAGAAACUGCCGCGACCUGUGCUGCUACGCGCGCAAGAAUUCGCAGCGUGCUGCCGGCUGCACGCUGCGUCCCAACGCACAGUGCAGCCCGUCUGCUGGAAGCUGCUGCAGCACAGACUGCCACUACGUCAGGGCAAAUCAGCGCUGCUCAGCGGAGAAUGAAUGCAACCAUGCUUCCUUCUGCAGCGGCGUGGCAGCGCAGUGCCCCGAGCCCCGGCACAAGGCCAACCUGUCCGAGUGCAAUAAUGGCACACAGGUGUGCCAGGCAGGCCGCUGCGAGGGCUCCAUCUGCCAGAAGUACGGCUUCGAGGACUGCCAACGCAGCAGCACUGGAUUGCCGCACAGCCCCGCGGACAUGUGCCUCGUGGACUGCAAGCACGGUGGCACUGACGGGCAUUGCGUGGACACCUGCAAGGAGCCCGCGCUGGCGUCUCUCUGCGGCCUAAGACGCCAGCGCGGAGCUGCGUGCAACCAAAACCGCGGAUACUGCGACGUGUUUCACCGCUGCCGCAUCGUCGACGAAGGAGGGCCGCUGGCCCGCCUCGAACAGUUGCUCGUGCCCAAUAAGUUGCGCGAGUGGUUCAAGCGUUACACGUGGCUGGUCGCGCUACUUGGGGUGCUCUUCCUGAGCGGCGUGCUCCUGUUCAUUCGUUGCUGCGCCGUGCUGACGCCCACGAACAACCCGGGGCUCCCGAAGGCCAAGACGUUGAGGGAGAGUGUGCGACGACCGAUGGACAUCUUCACGGCUGCUCCUACAUAACCGAGCAACAUCUCAGCGUCUUUCUCUCAAGCGGAUGCGUCCAAAUAAUCUCAAAUGCACGAUUCAUAAGGACGAAAAAUGUGUUUUUUCUAAAAAACGAAUUUUAGUAACGACCACUUCCGGCUUUCGACAAGAAGCUGUUUAAAUAUGAAGCGUUUACAAUAAUGACAAUAAAGAAAUCUCCUCA
This is a messenger RNA of Dermacentor albipictus, 2588 nucleotides long. Its product is annotated as disintegrin and metalloproteinase domain-containing protein 10-like. Gene Ontology annotation, molecular function: metalloendopeptidase activity. The record is from RefSeq and is a predicted model, not a curated record. Gene Ontology annotation, cellular component: plasma membrane. Gene Ontology annotation, biological process: membrane protein ectodomain proteolysis; Notch signaling pathway. Lineage: Eukaryota; Metazoa; Arthropoda; Arachnida; Ixodida; Ixodidae.